Molecule: messenger RNA, 1239 nt
Organism: Diceros bicornis minor
Lineage: Eukaryota; Metazoa; Chordata; Mammalia; Perissodactyla; Rhinocerotidae
Gene: NFU1
Product: NFU1 iron-sulfur cluster scaffold
Exons: 9
Coding region: 530-1120 (196 amino acids)
Biological process (GO): iron-sulfur cluster assembly
Cellular component (GO): mitochondrion
Molecular function (GO): iron-sulfur cluster binding; iron ion binding
Source: RefSeq, a predicted model, not a curated record
CUUUUAACCGCUGUGCCACUGGCCAGUCCCUCUCCUCUGCUGUUUAAACACAAAAUCAAGAUGUCUUACAAAAAUGGGCGAGAAUAUCUUGUGUCAUUUUCUCCAUGUGGGCCAGAAAGGGGACGUGCCCUGUUUGAGGUCACACAGCUUCUAAGUGAUGCAACUCUGAUGAGAAUCCAGACCUAGAUUUCCUCCCCACCACCUAACCCCGCUCUGUUCCCUUGGUUUUCCUCCUUCCAUGAGACCUGCCUUUGAGUUUGGCCUCCCAAUGACAUCUGUCAACCUUGGAUUCUGUCAUAUGAUGAAUACAUACACCAUUAAGAAACAGCCUCUGCAUCAGUUUGUACAAAGACUACUUUUCCCACUACCUGCAACCUUAUGUAACACAGGCUUUGCCUGGUCGCCAAGUCACCAACUGAUAUCUUUAUAGGACAGUGACUUAAGCAAAAUGUAUAGGAAUUUAGUUUCAAUUUCUACUUCACCAAUGAAAUGACUCAACAUCAGUUAGCUGGAACUACAUGUGAGAUACAUGUUUAUUCAAACACAAGAUACCCCAAAUCCCAACAGUUUAAAGUUUAUUCCAGGAAAACCAGUUCUUGAAACAAGGACCAUGGAUUUUCCCACACCAGCUGCAGCAUUUCGCUCCCCUCUGGCUAGGCAGUUAUUUAGAAUUGAAGGAGUAAAAGGUGUCUUCUUUGGACCAGAUUUCAUCACUGUCACAAAGGAAAGUGAAGAGUUAGACUGGAAUUUACUGAAACCAGAUAUUUAUGCAACAAUCAUGGAUUUCUUUGCAUCUGGCUUACCCUUAGUUACUGAGGAAACAUCUUCAGGAGAAGCAGGAUCUGAAGAAGAUGAUGAAGUUGUGGCAAUGAUUAAGGAAUUGUUAGAUACUAGAAUACGGCCAACUGUGCAGGAAGAUGGAGGAGAUGUAAUCUAUAAAGGCUUUGAAGAUGGCAUUGUACAGCUGAAACUCCAAGGUUCUUGUACCAGCUGCCCCAGUUCAAUCAUUACUCUGAAAAAUGGAAUUCAGAACAUGCUGCAAUUUUAUAUUCCAGAAGUAGAAGGCGUAGAACAGGUUAUGGAUGAUGAAUCAGAUGGAAAAGAAGCAGACUCACCUUAAAAUAAUUUGAGUUUUCUUUGGGCCCAGCAAUUGGACUUGUUGAUAAUAUAUACCAAGCUUUUAUUAUUAAUCUGCUAAGGAACUUGAGGAUUAAUAAAAUAUGCUCUUUGUUCAGAGAA